AAGUCAGAAUUAUUGCUAAAUCCCGCCUAUUUCUACAAUCAGAUUUUUAAACCUAACCAUAAUCACACUGCUAACCCUGUGCCUAAUUAUAACCAUACAUUAAGACCAAAAAGUACAUUUUUGUUUUUAUUCAUUUUUACGAUAUACCCAUUUUGACUUUGUGCGUGUGGUAAUUAGUGACAACCACAAGUGUAUACAUCUGUACUUCCACACGGCGAUGUCUCGGAAGAAAGAGAAAGAAGAUUAUUACCGUUUUUUCUCGGUGACAGAACCACGCACCCACGAGAAGGGACACACGGAAUAUAAAGUCACCGCAAGGUUUGUCUCCAAGCGUCGUCCAGAGGACGUCAAAGAGGUGAUAGUAUGGAGGAGGUACAGUGAACUGAAGAAGCUAUAUGGAGAGCUGUCCUACACACACAGAAACCUGUUCAGGAGACAGGAGGAGUUCCCUCCGUUCCCUGGCGCUCAGCUCUUUGGUAGGUUUGAUGAAGGGGUGAUCGAGGAGAGGAGGAGUGCAGCUGAGGUCAUGCUACUAUUCACCACCAAUAUCCCUGCUCUCUACAACAGCCCUCAGCUUAAGGACUUCUUUAGGGGUGGUGAGGUGAUCAGGCCGUUAGACCCCUCUCCUCUCUCCUCCUCCACCCCCCUCCCUCCCCCACUCAUCCCCCUGCCACAGCGUCGAGGCUCAGACUGUGAACCUGCGGCGGAGGAGGAGGGGACCGAGGCCCCUAUCCAACCCCAGAAGCUGGGUCUUUCACUGGGCACGGAUCUAGUCGAGCCUGAGGUUGCAGCUGAGGCCUACAGUGAGAUGGGGGGUUGUCCUACUCCAGUAACACCUACAGCUGAGGAGGAGGAGGAAGAGUUAACGGACCUUCCUGAUGUACCCGGCGAUCUGAAGCUAGACGACAGAGUUCUCAAUCCGUUCCGGCCCUGCGUCCUCAGAACAGACCAAUCACAGUCUCAGGAGGAGUUUGAUUCGCUGUUCGAUUCUGUGAUGCGGGAGGAGCCUUCAGAGGAAGUACCGCCCCCUCCUCUCUCCGACAACGACCUCGCCAUCUUCGACCCCUGUGCUAAAGAAGACCAACCGAGCGCAUCACACAACCAAUCAGAACUUCUGUCGCUGCCCUUGACCAAUCCGGACGGUGGGGAGGCGGGCUAUCUGAAGCAGGCAGCCAAUGAGCUCACAGCUGCGAUGGAAAGCGAGAAGGAGGGAGAGUACAGUACAGCCAUACAAAAAUACAAGACAGCUGUGGAUUUACUCAUCACUGGAGUUAAAGGAGAUCCAGACCCACAACGUAGAGGUUCAGUAAAGAGAAGAACUGCUCAGUAUCUGGAACAUGCAGAGACACUACUCACACGACUUACCUCCACACACACCUCGCAGGACCAGGAUGCUUAAACACACACACACACACACACUGCGGAGAAGUACUCAUAAACACACACAUGAACAGGACGCUGAAACACACACUCCUUAAUACACUCAGGAUCAAUAGAACAACUGGAGUUUUGAACAACCAAUAGCACCACUUACACACACACACACACACCUCUCUCCCUCCCUCCCUCUCUCUUAAAACCACAGGAGGUUGGUGGCCUCUUAAUUGGGGAGGACGGGCUCGUGGUAAUGGCUGGAGCGGAAUACAUGGAAUGGUGUCAAAUACAUCAAACGUUCAGUUUCCAGGUGUUUCGUUCCCUCUGUUCCAGACAUUAUUAAUGUGUCGCCCUCCACUCAACAGCCUCCUGUUGCUUAAAACACACACACACACACGCACACACACAAACACACACACACACACACACACAAACACACACACACGCACACACAAACACACACACACGCACACACACAAACACACACACACACACGCACACACAAAGAAUCACAUCCCUGUUGCUUCUAGAAUCACAUCCCUGUUGCUUCUAGAAUCACAUCCCUGUUGCUUCUAGAAUCACAUCCCUGUUGCUUCUAGAAUCACAUCCCUGUUGCUUCUAGAAUCACAUCCCUGUUGCUUCUAGAAUCACAUCCCUGUUGCUUCUAGAAUCUGAAAUCAACUGUCAAAUAAUUGAAUCUGAUUCCCCUUAAUGAACAAGACAAUGGCUUGCGUUCCAAAAGGCACCCUAUUCCCUAUAUAGUGCACGGCUUUUUACCAGGGCCAAUAGGUGAACACUAGGGUUCUAGGGCUCUGGUCUAAAGUAGUGCACUAAAUAGGGAAUAGGGCUCUGGUCUAUAUAAGGAAUAUGGUUCCUUUGUCCUCUUAAUUUAUCUUCCUAGAUUCUUUUACAAUGUUUUAAGGUGUUAAUAGUAUUGUGUGUUUUUGUACACUACACGCAUUACUUCAUUGUUUUCUUAAAUAAAUCAAUAAAAACAGA
Messenger RNA from Oncorhynchus mykiss (rainbow trout), 2373 nucleotides. It is a transcript of the gene snx15, whose product is annotated as sorting nexin 15. The record is from RefSeq and is a predicted model, not a curated record. Lineage: Eukaryota; Metazoa; Chordata; Actinopteri; Salmoniformes; Salmonidae. Gene Ontology annotation, molecular function: phosphatidylinositol binding.